AGUUCAGAGCCACUUUUACCACCACUAACGACAUUUGACCAAAACUUAUUUACUCAGCUGAUUAGAAAAACAAAAGCUUCAAAAAUGUUCGAACCGGAGAAACAUGGGCUAGCGCCCGAUUUUCAGCUAACUAAGUUUACAACGCACACCGGAUGAAGUUGCAAAAUCCCCCAAAAAGUACUUGAAAAGUACCUACGGGGAACAGACAUAGCUAAUACAAACAAUGAAGGAUAUCUUAUUGGCUCUGGAAUGGACUGUGCAGUGAUUCCACUAAAACGGCAUGAAGAUAGUUUACUUGUUCAGACUGUAGAUUUUUUUUACCCCAUGGUAAAUGAUCCCGAAGUUUUGGGUCGUAUUGCUAUUGCCAAUGUUUUAAGUGAUGUCUUUGCGGUGGGAGUGACAGAAUUCGAUGCAGUGGAACUGAUUGUAAGCACCUCGACCAGCUUCUCAGAUAAGGAAAGAGACGUUCUAAUAUCCCUUAUUAUGAAAGGAUUUCGAAACUCAUUGAAAUCAAAUGGGUUUCAUAAUACUGUCGUACGGAUCAAGCAACUUAAGAUCAAUCCAUGGUGUAUAGUCGGUGGUAUAGCAACAUCUGUCUGUCGGAAAGAGGAAAUUAUCUUGCCUUCCAAUGGACAACCAGGUGAUGUUUUGAUACUCACGAAACCCUUGGGUGGCCAGAUGGCAAUGGAUGCCGCCCUUUGGCAACGUAAUCAGACUGAGAGGUACAAAACACUCCGAUCUGAAUUCAGCGAUGAAGAAAUCAAGGAGACCUUUGAAAUCGCAGUAAAAUCGAUGACCUAUUUGAAUAAAAAUGCUGCACAUUUAAUGCACAAAUACAAAGCACACUGUGCCACCGACAUCACAGGAUUUGGCUUAUUGGGACAUUCAAAGAAUCUUGUCAAUUUCCAAAAGGAGAAACUUUUGUUCAAGAUCCAUACAUUGCCAUUCAUCAAAAAUGUUUUGCAGUUCAGUUCUCUUGUUGGUCAGAGUGCAAAGUUCCGAUCUGGCAGAUCUGUAGAAACAUCUGGUGGUCUACUGAUCUGUAUUCCUCCCGAUGCUGCGGACAAAUUUUGUCUAGAAUUUGAAGAGGUUACAUGCGGGAAGCAAAAAGCUUUUGUAGUUGGUACUGUUGAAAAGGCAUUAGAGUCGGAUGCCACAUUGAGCGAUAAUGUAAACUUCAUUGAAGUAAGUCUGUAAAAAUAUUUGGAAUAUAUUAAUCAUUCAUCUUAUGAUGAUUAUUUUAUAAAGGCUUAGCCAGGAAAUAAUCUGAAAUUUAUUGUACGCUUGGACUGUAUAAUAAUCAUGAUGAUUAGUUGAAACUGUUCCGAAUAUUUAAAAGUAAUGAUGGGAUUAUAAAAAUAUAGAAAGUAAAUUGUUUAAAAUAAUUAUUCAUUCUAUGAUGACAAUUUCAUAAAGGUCUAAAAACCAGGAAAUAGUCUGAAAAUAAUUGUACACUUUAAUGUAUAAUAAUCAUGAUGAUUAAUUUAAACUUUUUAAAAUAUAUUGUCCCAAUACAAAUAAAGAAAAUGAUUCUCAAAAUUAAGUGUUUCGUUGUAUUUUAUUUUAUGUAGUGCUCCCAUUGCAGUGCAGGUAAACGGUUUGCUUUAUAAAUAAUUAAUUUUUAAUAUAAUGCUGCUUUUAGUAGCCUUUUAGUAGAAUAUUGCACCCAAGGGCUAUAAUAUACCAAUAGUAACACUUGUCUCAAACACAUGUUAUGAAAAAGGCAGUUGUCCUUAUUUGGUACCUUUUACUGUUGGUAUCCUCCCCGCAGGAAAAAAACACCCUUAACGGGAAAAUUAAAGGACGGCAAAGGACACUGACUUUGUUAAACUCAUUGGAGUGACAAAAUAAAUUAUAAAAUGCCAAGCAAUCGACUUUAAGUUAAAAUUGAAAUCUCGAAUAUAAUAAUCCGCCCACUUCUGUGUCGCUUGGUAAAGUGAAAGUUGCCAUAAAUGUGAAACGGUCCAUUCAAUUGCCAAAUAACAAAAUGUUCAGGAGCAAAAAUGAAGGAAAUAUUGUGUACAAAUGCACAGUUCGACUCCUCGAUGAUUCCGACGUC
This is a messenger RNA of Drosophila ananassae, 2059 nucleotides long. RefSeq names its product selenide, water dikinase 2 (gene Sps2). Gene Ontology annotation, cellular component: cytoplasm. NCBI's taxonomy places the organism in Eukaryota, Metazoa, Arthropoda, Insecta, Diptera, Drosophilidae. Gene Ontology annotation, molecular function: selenide, water dikinase activity; ATP binding. Gene Ontology annotation, biological process: L-selenocysteine biosynthetic process. The record is from RefSeq and is a predicted model, not a curated record. The transcript is spliced from 4 exons.